Molecule: messenger RNA, 4100 nt
Organism: Pollicipes pollicipes
Lineage: Eukaryota; Metazoa; Arthropoda; Thecostraca; Pollicipedomorpha; Pollicipedidae
Product: liprin-beta-1
Exons: 19
Coding region: 151-2460 (769 amino acids)
Biological process (GO): neuromuscular junction development
Cellular component (GO): presynaptic active zone
Molecular function (GO): protein binding
Source: RefSeq, a predicted model, not a curated record
CCAUAUUUGGCCUUUGUGGUCCAAACAUACGUUGUUCAAAUUCUUGUGCGGGUGAAUGGAAUGAGUUUCUUAACUGCAUGCUGAAGCAGCCCGAUCUAAAGCCUAAGAAAGGUCGAGCGAGCCGCGACCGGCCGGCACCCGAGCGGUCAGAUGGUGUACGGUGGGGCGUCACGGCGUGGCGACAAACCGAACCUGAUGGCGACCCGCGGCGGCGACACCAACCACCACGAGGAGGCCAGUCGCAUGCUGGAGACAGCUCUGCAGCAGAUGGACAGCAUCAUCGCCGGCACCGAGCUGGAGCUGGCCGGCCUGGAGCAGAGCCCACGGCCGCCGGCCGUCGCCGCGGUCACCGCCGUCACCGACCCCGUCUCGGAGGCGGCGGACCGGCUCCGUCAGGCCAUCACGCUCUCAGCGAAGGCGGCCAGCACGCCGUCGGAGACCGCCAUGACCCAGGAGACGUGUAGCUUCCUGCUGACCUGGCUGGCGGGCAACAACAACGUCGAGAGGAGCGCUCGGCAGCCGGGCCUCGAGUACGAUGAGCGGCUGCAGAAGCUCGAGUCGGACAAGUCGUCCCUGCAGCUGCAGGUGUCCGUGCUCACCGAACAGAUCGACGCGCAGACGGAGAAGAUCUCCGAGCUGGAGGACCAGCUGCGCACGCGCCAGAUGCUGCUCGGCAAGGCCGAGGACAGGCUGCAGAAGGACCUGGCCCUGCAGCAGGAGCUGCUGCACCGCUCCUCGUUCGAGACCCAGAAGCUGGAGGUGAUGAACAAGAUGUCCAACCUGACGCUGCAGCAGAAGACGCUGGAGCGGGAAAACAUCGAGCUGCGGAACCGGCUGCGACGAGCCGAGCUGGGCAGCCGCCAGCCGAGCGAGGAGCGGGGUCGGAUCCGCGACAAGCCGCCGCUGGUGCCGCGGGGCAGCCUGCCCGCCGCCACCUCCACGCCCAACCACAGCAUGCUCGACUCACCGCAGCGACUCAACUCGUCAUCGAGCGCCACGGACGGCAGCCGGUACGCCUCGGCACAGGACAACUCGUCUCCGACAGGCAUGCACCCCGCCACCUGCCGGGAAGGAUCGCUACCAAAGACGCCGCCGUCGUCGCAUCGCCGGCGCGUGGAGUCGCUGGGCGGCACCCUGCCGCGCGCCUCGGCCGCCGCCGACAGUCAGCGGCGUGCGGUCGCCUUCGGUAAACAGCCGACGCGCCGCCUCUGGGAGCGGGUGACGGGAAAGUAUAGCUCGUCGACGCCCAAUCUAGCCGACUCCGAUCAGCCGAUCCCGAACAGUCCCACCGAUGACGUCACGGGCGGACCACACUCCCCCAGCACGCAGAACAAAAACAAAGGCUUCAAAAAGCUGUUCGGAAGGAUGAAGCGCAGCAACUCGGGCGGCCUGGAGCCGGAGAUCCCGGACGGCGGCGAGUUCCGGCGCGGCGGCACGCGCGCCACGGCCGGCCCCCGGCUGGGCUGGGGCGGCGAGAGGUCGCGCGACGACGACCGCGUCUGGCGACCGCUGGCCGAGUGGGACACGGACACGGUGGUCGGCUGGUUCCACGAGAUGGGCCUGAGCGCCUACACCGCGGAGGUGCGCCGCUGGGUCCGCUCUGGCAGCCACCUACUGCGCGCCACCGGCGCCGAGCUUGAGAAGGAGCUCGGCCUCAAGCACCCGCUGCACCGCAAGAAGGUGGUGCUGGCGCUGAGCGCGGCCGGCUCCGCGACCGACGAUCCGCCCGGCCACAUCGACCACAACUUUGUGAUGCGCUGGCUGGACGACGUCGGCCUGCCCCAGUACAAGGAUGCCUUCCUGGAGGCGCGCGUCGAUGGCCGCGUGCUGAACCAGCUGACGCUGGAGGACCUGCAGACGCUCAAGGUCACGAACCUGCUGCACGCUCUCAGUCUGAAGCGCGGCAUUCAGGUGCUGCGCCUGAACGGCUUCUCGCCGGCCUGCCUGCGGCGGCGCUCGACGCCCGACGAGCCGCGCCAGCCAACGCCGCAGGAGGUGGCGCUCUGGACCAACCACCGCGUCAUGGAGUGGCUGCGCGAGGUCGAUCUGGCCGAGUACGCGCCCAACAUGCGCGGCUCAGGGGUGCACGGUGCGCUGCUGGUGUACGAGCCCCGGUUCACCGGCGAGCUGAUGGCCUCCGUGCUGUCCAUCCCGGCCAACAAGUCGCUGCUUCGGAGACACUUGUUCACUAGGUUCAACGAUCUGGUCGGCUCGGAGAUCCUCCGAGAGAAGAGAGAGGUCGAAGACAACCAGACCAUCACGCCUCUGCGGACCGACUCGAAAGUCAAGCUGCACAAGCGGGGCCAGUUCACGCUGAAGCGGCGCAAGGGCAAGGCCGAGUCGGACGGCGACGACUUCCUCUGCCCGGUGGACGUGCAGGGCUCGCCGCUGUCGUCUCCGGACAUCGCCAGCGGCCAGAAGCCAGCGCCAUCUUUCGGCCCCGUCGGAGCCAAGCCGUGAACGAACCCGCUGGAGAUGUCGCUGGUCGAACUGCGCACCAGCGACGUUUAGCCGCGCGGCGUGCGGGACACCAGUGACGUCAUCUGUCACGUCAUGGUCGGCGGCAGUGCCUCGGAUGCCACGUCGCGAUCGCGUGACCUGGGUGACAUGUUAUAGUCGCCAGUGGCGUCUGAUGGUUCGGUGCGUCUGGCACCAGUGGCGCCAGGUGGCGCGUAUGACGAGAACCAGUGACGCCAGAUUUCGGCAUGGUGGGAGCCGUUGCCGUCAAAUAACAUGUUGCAAUCGGAGCCAGUGACGUCACGAAUCGAUGGUCGUUCCUCGCACACUGCCGACACUCGAUGACAGAUCGAGUCGCGUGCCUUGAGCGUCUAGAGAUGGUGCUUGGGCCGUGUGCCAGCGACGGUGCUGGCUAAUCCGCGCGCCGGUGCUGGGGCACCAGUGGUGCCCGAUUCCCGAGGUUUUGUUGCUGGGACCGGCGCCGAGCCCGUCCGCCUCGGCUGCCUGGUGGGCAGCGCCUGGUAUCCGCCGGAGGUGGGCUGGAGCGCCCGUCUGAGGUCGGCUCUGAACACGGCGGGUGGUGAUCGGCGCAGCGGUCGCUUGUCGGGCCUCCGUGAUCGGCACAGCGGAGACAUGUUGGGCCUCGGUGAUCGGCGCAACGAUGGCAUGUCGGGCCUCGGUGAUCGGCGCAGCAAUGACAUGUCGGGCCUCGGUGAUCGGCGCAGCGGUGACAUGUCAGGCCUCGUAUGAUGACGGGAUGUCCCUGGCCGCCGGCCGUCGGCCCGGGUCGCGUCAGCAGCUGGGUUUCGGUCGGCGCCUGACCGGGUGGUGGAUUGUGGCGCUUUUCGUCAGAAAAGCCCCGCCAAUCCGGCUACCGGUGGCCAGCGGGGACGCUUCUCGCCACCGCUGCGAAAAGGCAAGCUGGGGCUGGACGGCGCCUCGUGAUCUGUCUGCAGGAGGGCGAUGAUAAUCCGCGGAGAGGAUCGUGGUUCGAGGAUCACAGUGGUGACAGCGGGACCUCUUUGCCGAGCGAUUUCACCCGUAGAACGACUUCCAGUCUUCCCGUAUCUGGUACGACGUGUUGUUGCUGUCGUUCUAUUCGCGUCACCGUACCAACUCAGAGCGUCCUUGCUUCCGCACUCAACUCGGUCUCUGAAGCCCCAGGAGUGGUUGUCAGUCAGCCUUGUCUCCGACACGGUCUUGUGCCUUCGCCGUAUUUACGAGGUCGGCGCGACUCGUAUUUUUAUACAUGUCCUGUACAUAUGGUCUUCCCGGGUGCUGGGUGGGGCGCCAUCGGGCGUGCGCGUGUUUUAGAUACGGACGACAAUGUGCCCUUUUUACCGUUGAACAAUGCUGCGUACAAGACAGUGCCUGAAGCCUGAUCAUGAGCUGUGGCUGCCCCUGCCGCCGUCAGCUGAGCCUGAACUUGCCGUGCCUCGGCUUGUCCGGGUCAGGUAGCCUUCCACCUGAGCAGCUGCGUUGCGGGCGUCUGAAGAUUGCGUUGCCGGCGCGUCGUGCGAAGUCGGGAGUCCGUGUGAUUGAGAAUGCGAGCCCCGCUCCAGGCACGGUCGCGCGGCCUCGGAGCGUGUGCCAAUGUGAGAGCUGAUCCAGUCUGGUGCUGUCCGCGGGGCCGUGCCGGGGCC